Pseudoliparis swirei is the source of this 3827-nucleotide messenger RNA. Its product is annotated as caldesmon-like. Bases 191 to 2395 code for a protein of 734 amino acids. Gene Ontology annotation, molecular function: actin binding; myosin binding. Gene Ontology annotation, biological process: angiogenesis; actin filament bundle assembly. The record is from RefSeq and is a predicted model, not a curated record. Gene Ontology annotation, cellular component: actin cytoskeleton. Lineage: Eukaryota; Metazoa; Chordata; Actinopteri; Perciformes; Liparidae. The transcript is spliced from 17 exons.
AGGCAGGCUUUGCCUUUUCUGGAAGUUGAAGUCGCUGAAAGAACAAGCAGGAAUUCUUCGUGCUGCAGAAGGGCUGAGAUAUAAACCAGACUUUAGAGGUUGAUACAUGAAGAGAGGGGAGACGCCGCCGUCCAUGGACUAAACUUCAGCUACUGCUACGUGACGAAGUGACGACAAUCUUUUGGCCAUCAUGGACGAUGACUUUGACCGCCGCAUGGAGCAGAGGAGGCAGAGGAGAGAGCAGAUGCGCGUCGACAUUGACAAGGAGGGUUACGCCAAUGACGAUGAGGAGGAGGCUCGGGAGCAAAGGAGACGUGCAAGGGAGGAGAGGAAGAAGAUGAGGGACUCAGACGAGCCUGAAGCCGCUGAUGUUAUCGACACUAACAGUGUGACGGAGACAGCCGGUGCCGAAGGUGCCGAUGAUGACCAGGUCUUGCUGGAACGCCUGGCCAAGAGGGAGGAACGCCGCCAGAAGAGAAUGCAGGAGGCCAUGGAGAGGCAGAAGGAGUCCGACCAAACCAUCAGCACCUCCAACGGCACAGACAGUGCACAUACAGAGGAAGAGGAGGAGGAGAAGGAGGAUAAAGAUGAUGAUGAGAAACCAGCCCAAGAGGAUGUGGCCGACACUGAUACUAACUCCUGGAGGAAAGAGGAAGAGGGCGAAAAGGAAGAUGAGACGGAAUCAAGAACAGCAAGCAUAAUAAACGAGGAGAUUCUGGAGAAGGCUUCAGCAACAGAAGUAGAGGUUGAGCAGCCUGAUUUAGGAAAGAAUGAUGCUGAGGAGGAGGAGGCUGUUCCUGAUAUGGACAAGGAGGAAGAUGAAUGGAAGAGGAAAGAAGAAGAGGAGAGGCAGAACACAGAAACGGAAGAAAAGAUGAGGAUAGAGGAGGAAGAAAGGCAACAAAAGGAAAUGCAGGAAAAGAUCAAUAAAGAGGAAGAAGAAAGGCAGCUCAAUGAGGAGGAGGAGAGGAAGAGGAGAGAGGAAGAAAAUCAACAAAUGGAAAUGGAAGAGAGGCUGAGAAAAGAGGAGGAAGAAAAACUAAAAAAGGAAAAGGAAGACAAAAUGAAAACAGAAGAGGAGGAAAAACAGAAAAGGGAGAUAGAAGAGAGACGGCAGAAAGAGGAGGAGGAGAAACAGAAAAAGGAGAUGGAGCAAAAGAAGAAGAAAGAAGUGGAAGAAAAACGCCAGAAAGAGCUGGAAGAGAAGAAGAAGAAGAAGAAGGAGGAGGAGGAAGAGAAGCAGAAGAAGAAAGAGCUGGAGGAGAAUAAGAAGAAAGAAGAAGAGGAAAAGCGGAAAAAGGAGGCAGAAGAGAAGAAGAAAAAAGAUGAAGAGGACAAGCGCAAAAAGAGAGAGCUGGAAGAGAAGACAAAGAAAGACGAGGAGGAGAAGCCAAAACGAUUUGGUUUUAAGGAAAAGAAUGAACCCCCCAAACAGAACGGAGGGCUCUUUGAGAAUAAACUGAAGAAAACAGAGAAGAUUUCAAGGGACAACGCUCCCUUUAGCAAGGCAGCUGGUGCGGAGCAACAAGAGGCCGACCGGAAGCUGCAGGAGCUGAAGCGCCGGCGAAACGACACCGAAAGCGAAGACUUUGAGAAGAUGAAGCUGAAGCAGCAGGAUGCAGAGGCCGAGCUGGAGGAGCUGAAGAAGAAGAGAGAGGACAGAAGGAAGGUCGUGGAGGAAGAGGAGAAGCAGAAGAAACAGGAGCAGGAGGACAAGAAAGCCAAAGAACAGGAGGAGAGGAAGAAGAUGAAGGAGGAGAUAGAGAAGAGGAGGGCCGAGGCUGCAGAGAAGAAGAAACAGAAGGAGGAGGAGUCUCCAGCAGUUGCCUUUACCAUUAGUCCCAAAGGCUCCUCAAAGAUCGGGGCGAAGGCAGAAUUCUUGAACAAAUCAGCCCAGAAAAGCACCGGAGGCCGAGCGUUUCUCUCUCCAAUUGUCUCCAAGAUCGGCAACAGACUGGAACAGUACACCUCUGCCAUCCAGGGAAACAAGGACGUCAAAUCCCCAAAGUCUCCGAUGGUGGAUAUUCCUACAGGAGGCGCACGCAGCAUCAAGAGCAUGUGGGAGAAAGGCAACGUCGGCAGCUCCUCUGAUAGUCCAACUCCUGCCAACAAGGAUGUAGCCGGUAUCAAAGGCGGGGUGGCCGGACGUUGGAUGGCAAAGCCUCCAGAGCCGGAGAAGACUCCAGCACCUGCACCAGCACCAGCGGCGGCCGCAGCAUCACCGGCUCCAGCUCCAGCACCAGCACCAGCACCAGCACCAGCAAAGCCAGCAGAUGUGAAACCAGGUGACAUCGGUAACAAGCGAGGCAUGUGGGAAACCAAGAAGAGCUCUGCACCUGCAAAGGUGCCGGUCGGAGUCAAGAGCAAGUUUGUCACUAACAGUGUGAGGCCUUAACCUUUGACCUCCCCAUUUCAAUCAAGUCUCACCCAACACAAAGCGCCGCUACUGUAUCGGCAUCCAUUUCCCUUCCACGUUCCGGAGUGAGGAAAACACGAGGGACCAGGAUGAGUGACGCCAGGAUCAAAGUCUCAAGAGGGUUUUCUUUUUUUUUCAUCAGACUUGACUUCAAUAGGAAAGUCACAAACAGAUGUCACACGUAGUAACGGUUUUCAGGACAAAGCACCACAUGUGUAACGCUUAAUAGGUGAUGGGUUGUUGUUUCAAUCGAGGUUCCACAUUUCAGACGGCUGUCAGGAAGCUUCGAUGUUAUUUUGCUUUCAAGCCACACCGAGGCGUCUGCUCUUCUUGUGUUUCCUUAUAAAGUUCAGUUUAUAUAGCUUCAACACAAUUACAGGCUUUAGUGUUUUGUUGUUGUACACACUCACUGCUUUUUGGGAUGACUAUAUUGACUCUGUGAUAACCAAGGUUGUUUAAUGUCCAUCUCACCACUUGCACUGCCACUAAGAUGGAUUUUGGCUGAUUAGCCUGUACAUAAUUAAAUAAUUUCAGAAGUACCAUUUUAUAAUAAAGCACCCUUUGUGAAGGGAUUAUUAACAGUAACAAAUGACCUCUUUGGUCGAGACCGAAAUAUCUCAAACGUUGGAUGCAUUUCCACAAAGUUUGGUACAGACAUUCAUGGUGCCCAGAGGAUGAACCCGAACGACAACUCUGGAUGAAUUGGUGUCAAUUUUGUGAAGUUUCUUGACAAUAAUUGAAUGCAUUGUCAUGCAAUUUGGUACAAACAUUCAUGUCUCUAGUGUUCCCCCAAUGUUUCAUUUAGCGCCAUCAUCAGCUCAGGAUUCCAACUUGAAUGGAUUAUUGUAAUAAUAUAUAUAUUUUUUAAACAGCAGACUUCAUGGCUCAUGAGAAAAUGUGCAGCAUGAGUCACAAAGUUCAUAAACCCCACAUAAAGGGUGCCGUAUGAUAAUGUGGCACAUUCAGCCCGAGACUGCAGAAAGACAAAGUGUGUCAAUGUUUCUGUCAGCAACACAUGGGUUUGGUACCCGUUGGGCAUUAGUUAACUGCGGUGGAUUAAAAAUCAUAUUAUUAUGUAAUAUAAGCAUGAAUAAAGACUAUGAAUUCACUUGUAAGCGAGUACUGUAACAACUGUCCAGUAAGCAAAUGCAUUUCUAUAACAGGCAGUGAUACGUUUCUAUCAUCCGUUUACAUGCCAGUAACAGCUGUUUAAUUGCACUGUGAUAAAAGUGUUUAAGGAAACGGUAAAAUGCACUUAGUUCUAGUUUGAGUUCCCGUCAGUCAGCAGUCGGCACGAGUUGCAUCCUGCCAAAUUGUCCCGGAGUCUUUCAGAUGUGGAUUGCUUCGUUUGAAGGUUUUGAAUUUAUCGUUUGUAUUUGCUUCAACAAUAAAUAAAAAAAAGUAAAAAAUG